GAACAUCAAUAUUGUGUUUAAUAAUGCUUGGUACAGUACGUAUGUCCGGACCAGACGGCAUUUCGUUGAGGGUGAUCCAUGGAAAUAGCGUUAAAGAAGACGAGUUCCCAUAUGUUGUUGUUCUGAUUGCGAAGAAUGUAUGGUCUUUGUCGCGCAUAUGUACGGGAAGCAUGCUCACGGCGGAUUGGGGUCUCUCAGCCGGGCACUGCAAGCCAAUUAUUACCACAGAGUACACGAGUAUCUACGCGUGGUACGGCAACUUUACCCAAUGGCCUUUUCAUAGUAACAAAUGUAUACCAGUGGUCGAAUGGAAGGUGCAUCCAGCUUAUCGUCUGUUAAACACAGAUGACCAUCCAGACCUAUUAGUUGACAACGAUAUAAGCUUGUUCCGCAUUGAGGCAAGUCUCAAAUUGACUAGAUACGCACGGCUCUCAGCCGUAGACCGAGGCAGCUUGCUGGGGCUGCCAGUCAUCUACAUCGGCGGUGGCUCUACAAAGGGAAAAAAUUACUAUGAACCAAUGGAAAGACCAUUGAAGAAAGGUGAAGGUGCCAUAAUUUCAUGCAGCGUCGAUAUAAGAAUGAAAUCCAGACAUGUUGUGUGUAUAAAUCCAAAAUGUGAUCUAAAAAUCCAAUACCCUUGGUAUGGUGACUCUGGCGGACCUUUGAUACAUGGUGAACAGAUUAUUGGAGUAUGUUCUUAUGUAGUCGAUGUGGGCGACGUUCAUCAAAGUGUUUUCGUUUCUACCAGUCCAUUUAUAGAUUGGAUUUCUUUUGUAAUACAUUCCAAGACAUAGAGAAAGUUGAAAGAUGAGUGCGUGAUCUGCCUUUACACAUUCAUCACCCUCAAGCAGUCGGGACGACCAUGGUGUAUUUUGCUGCCUUGGAUAUUUCUAGGCAUGUUGCCUGGCGUCUCUGGUGACAUAUACUAGGGUAAUGUGGCUCUUAUACCG
Molecule: messenger RNA, 950 nt
Organism: Spodoptera litura
Lineage: Eukaryota; Metazoa; Arthropoda; Insecta; Lepidoptera; Noctuidae
Source: RefSeq, a predicted model, not a curated record